Molecule: messenger RNA, 1159 nt
Organism: Boleophthalmus pectinirostris (great blue-spotted mudskipper)
Lineage: Eukaryota; Metazoa; Chordata; Actinopteri; Gobiiformes; Gobiidae
Exons: 8
Coding region: 279-1064 (261 amino acids)
Source: RefSeq, a predicted model, not a curated record
GCGUCGGCUUUGAAUUAUUUUGCUACGGAUUCAACGUUCUUACGGAUGCAUGGCAUAUUUUUUAUAUGUUUUACGUUAUGCAUAGCGUGAACAACCAUCUAUACAAGCGCCCGAGUAGACGAAACGGGUUCAGCAAACGAAGCACGCGAGAUGCCAUGGACAGGAUCAAUAACAUGCGCUAAUAGCUAUUCGCCAGCCGUAGCUAUAAAACAGGUUUUAAUAAAAUUCAUGGCUUUUUUGUACAUUGAUUUUAUAAAUGAAAAACUUUGCCAGCUAUAAUGGCAGUAAGUGCGUCGGAUCCGCUGAUCAACCCUUGUGUUUACCAUGAGGCGUUUAAAGUGGAGCUACAGGUGAAGCGCCCACUCAUGCCGAUCCAGUUGAGCCCGGAGCAGGUGGGGCUGGAGAUGCUGUGUCUCUGCGGACAGCUAGACCUCCUCAUCAGAGCGCAGACUCAGCAGUUUCAGGACCAGUUGGUGGCUGGCUGUAGUCCAGAAGAAUCAGACACUUUUCAGAGUCAAGGAUCAGAGAUUCUUGAUCAGAUGCUUCAGUGCCUUGAACAUCUACCAAAGCCUAUGCCACAGCUUGAGGAUUACUUGGAUAUGAUUGGCCUGUCAGCAAUGUUUCCACGUGUAGAGGUUUUCUUGAUUCAAGGCAGCCCUGUUGAGAUGCUGGAGAGGCCACUCAUGGAUGAUUAUUUUUCUCAUAUUGCCAAAUUGAAUCAACUGUUAGUGCUAAGUCAGCAGCUUGAAGAGGACAUCAACCACCUUGGCAGUCAUAAAUACAUUGCUCACCAGCUCUCAGUUAUAUAUCAAGUAAUCAGUUCUUUUAGAGGAAUCAAAGUGUUUUCUGAGAUAAAGAAGGAGAUUGAAGCCAAUUUCAAACAGCUAAAGCAGUCACUGGUAGCAGAGGAAGGUUCUAGGCACGAACCUCAGCUGUCUGCUCAAUACGUUUCUUGGAUACUAGAAAUGACUCAGAACAUAACAUCAGUGGUGUUGUCGCUGCCAGAAGAGCUGACUGAGGACCUUCAUCCAGCUCUCACUUUCAUGGCCCAGUUCUUGUCCUGACCCCUGAAGUGUUAGUCAUGAACAAUAAUAUAAACCCAUAAAAGGUGCUACACAUUUUCAUCAAAUGUACAAGGAUUACAUGUGUUUUGUUUGUC